This is a messenger RNA of Puccinia triticina, 1110 nucleotides long. RefSeq lists its product as uncharacterized. Gene Ontology annotation, cellular component: nucleus. The transcript is spliced from 7 exons. NCBI's taxonomy places the organism in Eukaryota, Fungi, Basidiomycota, Pucciniomycetes, Pucciniales, Pucciniaceae. Bases 1 to 1110 code for a protein of 369 amino acids. The record is from RefSeq and is a predicted model, not a curated record.
AUGUCAGUUACAGAGGAUCAAAUCAUCAAGGAUGUCCAGGAAGUAUGCAAACAAGCCGUCGAUCUUGGGAAACACCUGAAUCUUACCGCCCGAGGAGUCAUUCAACAGUUGAUCGAUGACUUAAAGCAUGAUGAAGAAUUUGUGAACUCCAAACCAAUCAAGAAAUUAAUCAAAGAUACCGCGGCAGUAUGCCUAAAGGCCAGUAUCAAACCUGAAUCCGAUUCAACAGAUCAAAUGCCAAGCGACCCUAAAAACAUGGCUGGUGAACCUGAACAAACUACCAUCAAGGAAGACUCAGAGAAACCUGAAGGAACGUCCACCAGGAAAGACUCAGUCGAUCAAUCGGAAGAAACCAAGAGCACGAAAAAAGCAAGAGGCAAAGGCGGUUUCAAGUCAUCCGAAAUGGUUGACUCCGAUGGCAAUUCAGUUCACGAAAAUGAAGAAUCAACUUCCACUGUCAGGCCAACCUCCAAGCCAAAAGUGAAAAGAGAAAGGAAGACUAAAGGAACCAAAAAGAGCGACUCAGCUCAGGAAUCAAAGAAAAACGGCGAGGGCAGUGAUGCUCAAAACUCAGAGAGCGAAGAAAAACCCGCGUCGAGCACGCCUGCGCCAAAAAGUGGAAAGGGCAAACGGCGGGAGACUUUGCCUGUUGAUAAAGACGAGGAGAGGAUCAAAAAAUUAAAAUCAUUUGUGGUGGCAUGUGGAGUACGGAAACAAUGGAAAAAAGAAUUCCAAGAUUUGCCAACAAGUAAACAACAGAUCGGACGACUAACGAAGAUUUUAGACGAUUUAGGGAUGACUGGUAGGUUGAGUAUGAACAAAGCAAAGGAAAUCAAGGCGCGUCGAGAUUUAGAAGCCGAAGUUAGUGAAUUAGUAGCCACUCGUGAAACCGAAUCAAGUAAUGAAGAAGAUGAGGAGGAGGAAGGUGGAGAUCAAGACGAGGCAGCGGAAGACGGCAACAAGAAGAAAAGCUCAGUUAGAAAACGUAAAAAGAACCGCACUGUCAACGCCUCGAGCGGUGAUGAAUCAAGCGAUACGGCAAAUAAGCCUAGGAAAAAGAGAAAUCCUUUUGCUUUCUUGGGUGACCAAGGAUCUGAAGACUCCUCGUAA